AUUGAGACUAACAGUUCAGCAUAAAGGCCACGCUGUUGAGAUGGGCAAUGCAGCCAUUGUUUUCCAGAUCUCCAUAGCAAAACCCAGUGCAUUCUAUUGAAUCUUUUUCUAUAUAUUGUGUCACCAUCAGCAGUUAGACUAUAGUAGGAACCGCUCCAUUCUAGUAUGGGUUAAAUUAUGCUCUGUGCUGAUCUAGUGGUGAUGUAUAAAUUGCAGCCUUGUCUUUUUUUUUUUUUUUUCUUUCCGGGGGAUUCUAAAAUAGGUUUUCAGAAUUAGUGCUAGAUUUUUGCUCCUGCAUAUGUGGUGACUCUUGAUUUUUUUUUUUUCCCCACCCUCUGGAGCAGCAUCCUUUGCAGCAUUCCCCCUUCUGAGGAAUCACUUAGGCACUUCCAGCUGGUGGCAGGGGGUACAGUCAUCAUACAGUUUCCUCUGUCUCAGCUGUCUUUUUUUUUUUGCACAACGGUUCAAUGCAUUACGAUGGCUGCACUGUCCUGUGAAGGCUCAGGUAGAGGAAGGUGGAGGAUGAAGUCUGGAGACCAUCCGUUGGGUUUGUAAAAAGCUUCGGCUUCCACAGCAUCUCUGCAUUUUGAAUGACUUCCUGCUUCUAGUCAGAGGUUUCUCUUCAGUGAUUGGAAUGUUGCUGUGAACCUAAUAGAGGUGCCUGAGGAUAUCACCUUGUGGAAGGGAGCCCUGUGUGCUUGAGAGGAUCUUUUUCAAUGCAUUAUGGCUCAUGCAGCCUCACAAUUAAAGAAAAACAGGGAUCUAGAAAUCAAUGCUGAAGAAGAGACAGAGAAAAAAAGGAAGCAUCGCAAACGGUCCCGGGAUCGGAAGAAAAAGUCUGAUGCCAAUGCAAGUUACUUAAGAGCAGCUCGAGCUGGGCACCUAGAAAAAGCCCUCGACUACAUAAAAAAUGGAGUUGACAUCAAUAUUUGCAAUCAGAAUGGAUUGAACGCUCUCCAUCUUGCAUCCAAAGAAGGCCACGUAGAAGUUGUUUCUGAACUGCUACAGAGAGAAGCCAAUGUAGACGCAGCCACAAAGAAAGGAAACACAGCAUUGCACAUAGCAUCUUUGGCCGGGCAAGCAGAAGUGGUAAAGGUAUUAGUUACAAAUGGAGCCAAUGUCAAUGCACAGUCUCAGAAUGGUUUCACACCAUUGUACAUGGCAGCCCAGGAAAACCACCUGGAAGUUGUUAAGUUUCUUCUUGACAAUGGUGCAAGCCAGAGUCUAGCCACAGAGGAUGGCUUCACCCCACUGGCAGUAGCUCUACAACAAGGCCAUGAUCAAGUCGUCUCGCUCCUGCUAGAAAAUGACACAAAAGGGAAAGUGCGCCUGCCAGCUCUCCACAUCGCCGCCCGGAAAGAUGACACCAAAGCUGCCGCCCUGUUGCUGCAGAAUGACAACAACGCGGACGUGGAAUCGAAGAGUGGUUUCACUCCUCUCCACAUAGCUGCCCACUAUGGAAAUAUCAACGUAGCAACGUUGCUGUUAAACCGAGCAGCAGCUGUGGACUUCACUGCAAGGAAUGACAUCACUCCUUUACACGUUGCAUCAAAAAGAGGAAAUGCCAAUAUGGUAAAACUCUUGCUUGAUCGAGGAGCUAGAAUUGAUGCCAAAACAAGGGACGGUCUGACCCCGCUGCAUUGUGGGGCAAGGAGUGGCCAUGAGCAAGUGGUGGAGAUGCUACUUGAUCGAGCAGCCCCCAUUCUUUCAAAAACCAAGAAUGGAUUGUCACCAUUGCACAUGGCCACCCAAGGGGAUCAUUUAAACUGCGUCCAACUUCUCCUCCAGCAUAACGUACCUGUGGACGACGUCACCAACGACUACCUGACCGCCCUGCAUGUGGCUGCACACUGUGGGCAUUACAAAGUGGCCAAGGUUCUCUUGGACAAGAAAGCUAACCCCAACGCCAAAGCCCUGAAUGGCUUUACUCCCCUUCAUAUCGCCUGCAAGAAGAAUCGACUCAAAGUCAUGGAGCUCCUCCUGAAACAUGGCGCGUCCAUCCAAGCUGUAACUGAGUCCGGCCUUACCCCAAUCCAUGUUGCUGCCUUCAUGGGGCAUGUAAAUAUUGUAUCACAAUUAAUGCAUCAUGGAGCGUCACCAAAUACCACCAAUGUGAGAGGAGAAACGGCACUGCACAUGGCAGCUCGGUCUGGCCAAGCUGAAGUCGUGCGGUAUCUGGUACAAGAUGGAGCUCAGGUGGAAGCUAAAGCUAAGGAUGAUCAGACUCCACUCCACAUUUCUGCCCGGUUGGGGAAGGCUGAUAUAGUCCAGCAACUGUUGCAGCAAGGAGCAUCUCCUAAUUCAGCGACAACUUCUGGGUAUACCCCACUCCAUCUCUCUGCCCGAGAAGGCCACGAGGACGUGGCCUCCUUCCUUUUGGAUCAUGGUGCAUCAUUAUCUAUAACAACAAAGAAAGGAUUCACACCCCUUCAUGUGGCAGCAAAAUAUGGGAAACUGGAAGUAGCCAACCUCCUGCUACAGAAAAGUGCAUCUCCAGAUGCCUCUGGGAAGAGCGGACUAACUCCACUGCAUGUAGCUGCACAUUAUGAUAAUCAGAAAGUGGCUCUUCUGCUUUUGGACCAAGGAGCCUCACCUCAUGCGGCUGCAAAGGUACUUAUCCUUCAAGAACGUCAGGAGCGUAAUGGGCAGUGUCCACUAGCCUCUCUGUAUCUCUCUUAUUUGCCGCCAUUUUUAAUUCAUACAUGUCCCCAACUUGACAGCCCAGAAGAGUUAGGGAAAAAGCGUAUCUGCAGAAUCAUCACGAAGGAUUUUCCCCAGUAUUUUGCAGUGGUUUCACGAAUUAAGCAAGAGAGCAACCAGAUCGGACCUGAAGGUGGAAUUCUGAGAAGCACCACGGUACCUCUCGUUCAGGCUUCUUUCCCAGAGGGCGCUUUAACCAAAAGAAUCCGAGUGGGCCUCCAGGCACAACCUGUUCCAGAUGAAAUUGUGAAAAAGAUCCUUGGAAAUAAAGCAACUUUCAGCCCAAUUGUCACUGUGGAACCAAGGAGAAGGAAAUUCCAUAAACCAAUCACAAUGACCAUUCCUGUACCCCCGCCCUCAGGAGAAGGUGUAGCCAAUGGGUACAAGGGAGAUACCACACCCAAUCUACGCCUUCUCUGUAGCAUUACAGGGGGGACCUCACCUGCUCAGUGGGAAGACAUCACAGGAACUACUCCUUUGACGUUCAUCAAAGAUUGUGUCUCUUUUACAACCAAUGUUUCAGCAAGAUUUUGGCUUGCAGACUGCCAUCAAGUUUUGGAAACAGUGGGGUCAGCCACACAGCUUUACAGAGAAUUAAUAUGUGUCCCAUAUAUGGCCAAGUUUGUUGUUUUUGCCAAAAUGAAUGAUCCUGUAGAAUCUUCCCUGCGAUGUUUCUGCAUGACUGAUGACAAAGUGGACAAAACGUUAGAGCAGCAAGAGAAUUUUGAAGAGGUGGCCAGAAGCAAAGACAUUGAGGUCCUGGAAGGAAAGCCUAUUCAUGUGGAUUGUUACGGAAACUUGGCCCCGCUUACCAAAGGAGGACAGCAACUUGUUUUUAACUUUUAUGCUUUCAAAGAGAACAGACUGCCAUUUUCCAUCAAGAUUAGAGAUACCAGCCAAGAGCCUUGUGGCCGUCUGUCUUUUCUGAAAGAACCAAAGACAACAAAAGGACUGCCUCAAACAGCUGUUUGUAACUUAAAUAUCACCCUGCCAGCACAUAAAAAGGAGACAGAGUCAGAUCAAGAUGACGAGACCGAGAAAGCAGAUAGACGACAGAACUUUGCAUCUUUAGCUUUACGUAAGCGCUACAGCUACUUGACUGAGCCUGGAAUGAUUGAACGGAGUGCAGGAGCAACAAGAUCCCUCCCUACCACUUAUUCAUACAAACCAUUCUUUUCUACAAGACCAUACCAAUCCUGGACAACAGCUCCAAUCACAGUGCCGGGACUAGUCAAGUCCGGGCUCACUUCUUUAUCAAGUUCCUCCUCUAAUACACCGUCUGCUUCUCCGCUAAAAUCAAUAUGGUCUGUUUCGACUCCUUCUCCGAUCAAAUCCACUUUAGGCGCAUCAACUACAUCUUCAGUUAAAUCCGUCAGUGAUGUAGCAUCUCCGAUCAGAUCCUUUCGGACAGUUUCUUCACCAAUAAAAACAGUGGUGUCACAAUCUCCAUACAAUCUCCAGGUUUCCUCUGGUACCCUGGGUAGAGCUCCCACACUCACUGAGGCAUCUUCACCUUUGAAAGGGCUGGCAUCCAACUCUUCAUUUUCCACUCGAACCUCUCCUGUGGGGACAGCAGGGUCUCUUUUGGAGAGGUCUUCAAUUACUAUGACACCCCCCGCCUCCCCCAAGUCCAACAUUAAUAUGUAUUCCUCGAGUUGGCCCUUUAAAUCGAUUAUCACGUCAGCAGCACCCUUAACCUCCUCACCCUUAAAAUCAGUGGUAUCUCCAGCUAAGCCUGCAGUCGACGUCAUCUCUUCAGCAAAAGUCUCGAUGACCUCUUCUCUCUCGUCGCCUGGGAAACAGAUACCUGGACAUUCAGAGGUACCAUUAGUCAACGGAUCUAUUUCCCCUCUGAAAUAUCCAUCCUCUUCAACGUUAAUUAAUGGAUGCAAAGCCACUGCCACAUUCCAGGAAAAAAUCUCUGCAGCUACAAACUCUGUGAGCUCAGUGGUUAGUGCGGCCACUGACACCGUUGAGAAAGUGUUUUCUACCACGACAGCAAUGCCAUUUUCCCCGCUCAGGUCAUACGUGUCUUCAGCCCCAUCAGCUUUUCAGUCUCUAAGAACUCCUUCCGCAAGUACUCUCUACACGUCCCUUGGGUCAUCGAUAUCUGCAACUACCUCAUCUGUAACUUCAUCGAUAAUAACAGUGCCGGUCUACUCUGUAGUCAAUGUUUUGCCAGAACCCGCAUUAAAGAAACUCCCAGACUCUAAUUCACUUACAAAAUCAGCAGCAGCCUUGCUCUCACCCGUGAAAACAUUAACUACAGAGACGACGCGUCCCCAGCCCCAUUUUAGUCGAACUUCAUCCCCUGUUAAGUCAUCUCUGUUCCUUGCACCCUCUGCCCUUAAAUUGUCUGCGCCAUCUUUGUCAUCCAGUCAGGAGAUUUUAAAAGAUGUGGCUGAAAUGAAGGAGGACCUCAUGCGGAUGACGGCGAUCCUACAAACGGAUGUGCCUGAGGAGAAGCCCUUCCAGCCCGAACUCCCCAAAGAGGGAAAAAUCGAUGACGAAGAACCUUUCAGAAUCGUUGAGAAAGUCAAGGAAGACUUAGUGAAAGUUAGUGAGAUCCUUAAAAAAGAUGUAUGUGUGGAUAAUAAAGCACCUCCCAAAUCACCAAAGAGUGACAAAGGACACUCUCCUGAAGAUGACUGGAUAGAAUUUAGUUCUGAAGAAAUCAGAGAAGCAAGACAGCAAGCUGCUCCAAGUUACCCUCCAUCGCUGCCGGAGAGAGUGCAAGUAAAAGCAAAAGCUGCCUCUGAAAAGGAUUAUAACUUGACCAAGGUUAUUGACUACCUGACAAAUGAUAUUGGAAGUAGUUCUCUGACAAACUUAAAGUACAAGUUUGAGGACGCAAAAAAGGAUGGUGAAGAAAGGCAGAAAAGAAUUCUGAAACCAGCAAUGGCUUUGCAGGAGCACAAACUCAAAAUGCCUCCAGCCUCCAUGAGGCCUUCCACCUCUGAGAAAGAGUUGUGUAAAAUGGCUGACUCCUUUUUUGGUACAGAUACUAUUUUAGAGUCUCCAGAUGACUUUUCUCAACAUGACCAAGAUAAAAGUCCCUUGUCGGACAGUGGCUUUGAAACAAGAAGUGAAAAGACACCAUCAGCCCCACAGAGUGCUGAGAGCGCUGGUCCUAAGCCACUGUUUCAUGAAGUCCCCAUUCCUCCUGUCAUUACUGAAACAAGAACUGAAGUGGUUCAUGUUAUCAGGAGCUAUGAGCCCUCAGCUGCAGAGGCUCCCCAGUCCCAACCAGAGGUACCUGUGUCACCCAAACCUUCGCCUCCAUUUAUGGAACUGGAACCCAAGCCUACCACGUCUAGUAUCAAAGACAAAGUCAAAGCAUUUCAGUUGAAAGCCAGUGGUGAAGAAGAUGACCACAACAGAGUUUUGAGCAAAGGUAUGCGUGUUAAAGAAGAGACUCACAUCACCACAACUACCAGGAUGGUUUAUCAUUCUCCACCAGGCAGUGAAGCAGCCUCUGAAAGAAUUGAAGAAACCAUGUCAGUUCAUGACAUCAUGAAGGCCUUUCAGUCUGGGCGGGACCCAUCCAAAGAACUGGCGGGUCUGUUUGAACAUAAGUCAACAGUGUCUCCAGAUGUUCACAAACCUGCUCCCGAAGCUUCAGCCCAGCACACAGAGAAGGACAGCCAAAUGAAACCCAAACUGGAGCGUAUAAUAGAAGUCCACAUCGAAAAAGGUAACCAAGCUGAGCCCACUGAAGUCAUUAUUAGAGAAACCAAAAAUCAUCCCGACAAGGAAAUGUAUGUGUAUCAGAAAGACUUAUCCCGGGGAGAUGUUAAUCUAAAAGAGUUUCUGCCAGAAAAGCACGCUGCUUUUCCGUGUUCAGAGGAACAGGGUCAACAAGAAGAAGAAGAACUCACUGCUGAGGAGUCGUUGCCUUCUUAUCUGGAGUCUUCCAGAGUGGAUACUCCAGUGUCCCAAGAAGAAGACAGUCGCCCUAGUUCUGCUCAGCUCCUCUCUGAUGACUCUUACAAAACACUGAAGCUUCUGAGUCAACACUCAAUAGAAUACCAUGACGAUGAGUUGUCAGAACUCAGAGGGGAGUCUUACAGGUUUGCUGAGAAAAUGCUUCUGUCAGAAAAGCUAGAUGUGUCUCAUUCUGAUACUGAGGAAUCGGUUACAGACCAUGCAGGACCCCCUAGCUCAGAGUCACAGGGGACUGAUAGGCGGUCCAGAGAAAAAGUAGUCACUGCCCCCCCCAAAGAAAUUCUCUCCAAAAUCUAUAAAGAUGUGUCCGAAAAUGGUGUAGGGAAAGUGUCUAAAGAUGAGCGUUUUGAUAAAGUGACAGUGUUGCACUACUCUGGCGAUGUUGGUAGUCCGAAACAUGCCAUGUGGAUGCGCUUUACUGAGGACAGAUUAGACAGAGGUAGAGAGAAGUUGAUAUACGAAGAUAGGGUGGACAGGACUGUGAAGGAAGCUGAAGAAAAACUGACGGAAGUGUCACAGUUUUUUCGUGACAAAACAGAAAAGUUAAAUGAUGAACUGCAGUCCCCCGAGAAAAAGUCACGCCCUAGAAAUGGCAAAGAACACUCUUCACAAAGCUCUACCAGUAGCAGCCCCGAGAAAGUACUGCUAACAGAGCUCUUGGCAUCCAAUGAUGAGUGGGUUAAGGCAAGGCAACAUGGUCAAGAAGGACAAGGCUUCCGGUCGGACAAAACUGAGGAGAGGAAAGCAUCCAGUCUUCCCAGCAGCCCUGAGAAGAGGGUUCUUGCCCAGCAGGCUGAGGACAGCACGUCCGCGGAAGAAGGCAAAGGAAGUAUUUCACAGAGCAGAGCAUCAGAAGGGACCCAGUCUGGAUUUCAGCUCAAACAGUCUAAACUCAGUUCCAUUAGAUUAAAAUUCGAGCAAGGCACACAGGCGAAAAAUAAGGACAUGUCUCAAGAAGACAGGAAGCCAGAUGGCCAAUCCAGAAUCCCAGUUAAAAAAAUGCAAGAGAGCAGGCUACCUGUCUACCAAGUUUUGGCUAGAGAAAAACAACAGAAGGCCAUAGACCUCUCAGAUGAAAGCGCAUCUGUGCAAAAAGAUCUUGUGGUACUAAGAGCUAAAGAUGAGUGUUCCCAAAGUAACGAGUUGGCUGUAAAUGAUUCUGGUACUGAUGAUGUAAUGAAACAGAGAACUGAAAUGUCAAGUCAAGCAAAGCCUGGCUAUUUUUCUGAGCAACAGGCUAAAGACUCGGCAUGUCAUGUAACUCCAGAUUUAGCAACCGAGGAACCAUGGGACAGAAAGGUCUUUAGAACAUGGGAAAGUUCUGGAGCUACUAACAAUAAGUUGCAGAAAGAAAAGCUUUCUCAUGUACUUGUUCAUGAUGUAAGAGAGAAUCCUGUGAGUCACCCUGAGAGUAAAAUUGUUGAUCAGAGGAAUGGAUUUAUGUCUGUGACUGAGCGAGAACAUAAAUUGUUAACGAAUGGCUCUCUCUCAGAUGUUAAGGAAAUGACUGUAAAAUCUCCCUCUAAAAAAGUUUUAUAUAGGGAAUAUGUUGUCACAGAAGGGGGACGUUUAGGUGGCUCUCUUGAUCAACCUCCUAGGAGGAGUGACAGCACUACAGUGUCACACAUCCCAGUCAGAGUUGCCGAGGAAAGAAGAGUGCUGUCUUCCUCUAAUAGUUCUGAAGUUUUCUAUGAGCAGGUGGCAUUUCCCAAGCACGAACUGUCACAAAAGCCAUCCCUGCCAAGCAUGAGUAAAGAGACAGUUGAGACACGGCACUGUAAUUCCUUAGAAGAUGAAAAAGUUACCUAUUCAGAAAUCAGCAAAGUUUCCAAACGUCAGAGUUAUGUAGGUUUAUGCCCUCCUCUCGAGGAAACCGAAACCUCUCCCACCAAAUCUCCCGAUUCUUUAGAAUUGAGCCCAGGAAAGGAAUCUCCCUCUAGUGAUGUGUUCGAUCACAGUCCCGCUGAUGGACUGGACAAAGCUGCACCACUAGCCCAGGCAGAGGGAGGGAAAGAGAUAAAAACAUUACCUGUGUAUGUCAGUUUUGUCCAGGUGGGGAAGCAGUAUGAAAAAGAGAUACAACAAGGAGGUGUAAAAAAGAUCAUAAGUCAGGAAUGUAAGACAGUACAAGAGACCAGGGGGGCUUUUUAUACGACUAGACAGCCAAAGCAACCUCCUUCCCCCCAAGGUAGCCCAGAAGAUGAUACUCUAGAGCAAGUGUCCUUUCUAGAUAGCUCUGGGAAAAGCCCUCUCACCCCAGAAACACCCAGUUCAGAGGAAGUGAGUUACGAAUUUACGUCUAAGACACCAGACUCACUCAUAGCUUAUAUACCAGGCAAACCCAGCCCAAUUCCAGAGGCCUCUGAGGAGUCAGAGGAAGAGGAGCAGGCCAGGUCAGCAUCCUUAAGGCAGACUACUGUGGAGGAAACAAUGGUCACGCGAGAAAUGUCUAACAGUGUGAGCAAAGACUCUAACCAAAGACCCAAAAACAACAGAGUCGCCUAUAUUGAAUUCCCCCCUCCUCCACCACUGGAUGCGGACCCGAUGGAGUCAGAUAAGAUGCAUCACUAUCUCCCAGAAAGAGAGGUUGGCAUGAUUGAAGUCAGUCUACAAGAUGAGCAUGACAAGUACCAGUUGGCUGAACCCGUCAUCCGAGUGCAGCCACCUUCACCCGUUCCUCCUGGGGCCGACACCAGUGACUCAAGUGACGAUGAAUCUAUUUAUCAGCCUGUCCCAGUGAAAAAAUACACCUUCAAGUUAAAGGAAGUAGACAACGAACAAAAAGAAAUUGCAAAAUCGAAAGCUUCUACAGAAAAGGUUUCCAGUCAGAAAGAAUUGGAAAUAAACGGAGCUGGGAAAGAUCAAGAGCUUGGCCUUGGCCUUGAUUCACCUCAGAAUGAAACUGCCCAGAAUGGGAACAAUGACCAGUCCAUCACCGAGUGUUCCAUUGCUACCACCGCAGAAUUUUCUCAUGAUACGGAUGCCACAGAGAUCGACUCUCUGGAUGGCUAUGACCUACAAGAUGAAGAUGAUGGCUUGACAGAGAGUGAUUCUAAACUCCCUAGUCAAAGCAUGGAAAUGAAGAAAGAUAGCUGGACAGAGGGUAUUCUGAAGCCAGCUGAUCGUUCCUUUAGCCAAAGCAAACUUGAAGUUAUUGAAGAGGAAGGAAGGGCGGUCCCCGAUGAAGAUAAGCCAUCUUCUAAAAGUUCUUCAUCUGAAAGGACUCCUGAUAAGACUGAUCAGAAAUCAGGGACCCAGUUUUUCACAUUAGAAGGCAGACAUCCUGACAGAUCAGUGUUUCCAGAUACCUACUUCAGUUACAAAGUAGAUGAAGAAUUUGCCACUCCAUUUAAAACAGUAGCUACCAAAGGCCUAGACUUUGACCCUUGGUCCAGUAGCCGAGGGGAUGAUGAAGUUUUUGACAGUAAAUCACGGGAAGACGAAACAAAACCCUUUGGUCUGGCAGUGGAAGACCACUCUCCAGCUACCACCCCUGAUACAACACCAGCCAGAACACCAACUGAUGAAAGUACCCCAACUAGUGAGCCUAACCCCUUCCCAUUUCAUGAAGGAAAAAUGUUUGAGAUGACUCGCAGUGGUGCGAUUGACAUGAGCAAGAGGGAUUUUGUUGAAGAGAGGCUCCAAUUUUUCCAGAUUGGUGAGCAUACUUCUGAAGGGAAGUCAGGGGACCAGGGGGAAGGGGAUGACAGUAUGGUCACUGCCACGCCACCACCACAGUCAGGGGACACCACUGUAGAAACCAAUCUAGAGAGGAAUAUAGAGGCACCUACAGUCGAAUCCAGUCCCAGCAUCCCGACCAGCGGAGAGUAUCAGGAAGGCACAUCCAAUAGCAGCUCUCUGGAGAAAUCAUCAGCUGCCGCUAGCACCUCUAAAGUUGACCCCAAGUUGCGCACGCCUAUAAAAAUGGGAAUUUCUGCAUCUACCAUGACCAUGAAGAAAGAAGGCCCUGGAGAAGUGACAGAUAAGCUAGAAGCUGUGAUGACCAGUUGUCAGGGAUUAGAGAAGGAAACUAUACCAGUGAUUUCAAAUACAACCAAUAGCCAGAUGGGCACUAGGCCCCAAGGAAAACAUGAUUUUCAGAAAGAUAACUUUAAUAACAACAACAAUUUGGAUUCUUCCAUUAUACAGACAGAUAACAUUCUAAAUAAUGUAGUCCUGACAGAACAUUCUGCACCCACUUGUAUCACAGAGAAAGCUAAUUCACCAGGAAAAAAGACAGGGGUACUACAAGGACACUGCAUAAGAGAUAAGCACAAAGUACUUGGAGAGCAGCUGAAGACAAAGGAAUCAAUAGGGAUUAGGCAAAAGUCCAAACUUCCCAUAAAGGCCACUUCACCAAAAAAUAUCUUCCCACCAAAUCACAUGUCCAACACUAAAGUGAGUAAACUAAAGCAGACUAGUCCAUCUGAGAAAGGCAAAACCUUUACCUCUUCAUGUGUAGAUGCAAAGUCUAGAAUUCCAGUGAAAAACACAUGCAGGGAUAACACAGUUUCACUGAGAAAGACAUGUGCCAUCCAAAAGCAAGGGCAGCCAGAGAGGGCCAAGGUCAAACAGCUUCCCUCCAAGUUGCCAGUAAAGGUAAGGUCCACCUGUGUCACUACCGCCACCACCACCACCGCCACCACCACUACCACCACCACCACCACCACCACCACCACCACCACCACCACAGUUAAAGUAAGAAAAAGUCAGCUUAAGGAAGUAUGUAAACAUUCCAUUGAAUAUUUUAAGGGAAUUAGUGGUGAGACCCUAAAGCUUGUGGACCGCCUCUCUGAAGAAGACAAAAAGAUGCAGUCCGAGUUGUCCGAUGAGGAAGACAGUACCUCCAGAAACACGUCGUUGUCCGAGACUUCCCGGGGUGGCCAGCCUUCAGUUACAACGAAGUCUGCUAGAGAUAAGAAAACAGAGGCAGCAUCUUUAAAAUCAAAGAGUGAAAAGGCCGGCAGUGGGAAAAGGAGCAGUAGGAGGACUGGUCCGCAGAGUCCCUGUGAACGAACAGAUAUCAGGAUGGCAAUAGUGGCUGACCACCUGGGACUUAGUUGGACAGAAUUGGCAAGGGAACUGAAUUUUUCAGUGGAUGAAAUCAAUCAAAUACGUGUGGAAAAUCCAAAUUCUUUAAUUUCUCAGAGCUUCAUGUUAUUAAAGAAAUGGGUUACAAGAGACGGAAAAAAUGCCACAACUGAUGCCUUAACUUCAGUCUUGACAAAAAUUAAUCGGAUAGAUAUAGUGACUCUGCUUGAAGGACCAAUAUUUGAUUAUGGCAAUAUUUCAGGCACCAGAAGCUUUGCAGAUGAGAACAACGUUUUCCAUGAUCCUGUUGAUGGUUGGCAGAAUGAAACAUCCAGUGGAAGCCUAGAGUCUCCUGCUCAAGCUCGAAGAGUCACUGCUGGCUCACUAGAUCAGCUGGGUGACAGCCCUGACCAGUGUAGAGAUUCUAUCACCUCAUAUCUCAAAGGAGAGCGUGACAAAUUUGAAGCGAAUGGAAGUCAUGCGGAAGUCACCCCAGAAGCAAAGACAAAAUCUUACUUUCCAGAAUCUCAAAAUGACGCAGGGAAACAGAAUGCUAAGGAAACUCUGACACCAAAAAUACCUGGAUCUGGUCGUGUUGAAGACCCUGUGUCAACACUAGCAGCAUACCAGAAAUCUCUAGAAGAAACCAGCAAAUUUGUAAUAGAAGAGCCUAAACCCUGUGUGCCUGUCAGUAUGAAAAAGAUGAGUAGGACUUCUGCAGAUGGCAAGCCAAGGCUUAACCUUCAUGAAGAAGAGGGGUCCAGUGGGUCUGAGCAAAAGGUCAAAAGUUCGAGUGCAGCUUUUACACGGAUGACUGCCUGCUGCUAUAAGGACUUGAGAGACAGUGAUUCAAGCUCAGAGGAAGAACGGAGAGUCACUACACGAGUAACUCGCCGUCGUUUCAUUAUAAAGGGAGAGGAAGCAAAAAGCAUUCCUGGUGAAUCUGUCACAGAAGAACAGUUUACUGAUGAAGAAGGCAACCUCAUCACCAGAAAAAUCACUCGGAAAGUAAUAAGACGAAUUGUUAUCCCUCAAGAGAGAAAACAUGAUGCUGUGCAGGGAGAAGCUUAUAAGAUGAAGACAAAGAAAGAAAUUCGGCAUGUGGAGAAGAAGAACCACUCAUAACAGUAAGGGUCUUGGUGUUUUUACUGCCAGUAUUGAGAAUUUCAUGGAAGGAACAUUAGCAGGAAGUGAAAAUUCAUGGAGAAGGAUGUGUGUGUGUGUGUGUUUGCUGCUUCCACACAUUAACGGCAUGAUUUUUAUAUACAAAAUGGAAAAAGAAAAAAGAAAACCACCCACAUUUUAUGUUAGCAUGAGCCGAUUUACAGAGCAUGGAAAUUCACUUUCAUUCCCAGGACUGGCCUGUGUGCAACUAGCAAUGCAGUGUAUAUACAAGAAGCCAUGCUGUUAAAAGUUUAUCUCAAGUAAUUUGGUGUCAUUGACAAAUGGAAGAAAUUCCUGCCACCAGAGGGACAGAAGGAGACAGAAUGAUCAAAUCAUGGAGAAACACUAAAAUUACUAAAUCCACAACAGCUCGCCUUAUUUUUCUUGGACCCAAACUGUCAGGGUAUAAACACUAUUUGUUUCUUUUUUAAAACAUCUAUAGUUUUGCUGUAAAUAAUAACACUGUAUAAAUUCUAACAGAAAAAUAGAAGAAAUGUUGAUAAGGCACUGCCUCUUAGAACACAAGCAGAAUGUGACAAAUGCAUUUAACAUAAUAGGGUCUGGAAAUGACUUCGCCCUAGAGGAGGAGGGAAGGGAUUUGGGGUGGGAGGGAUCUUUACUGAUUCUUGUAUAUUAGCAAUUAUAAUGUUUGUAUAUGCAAAACUGCUAGCUUGAUUUAAAAAACAAAAACCUUUAAAAUCUGCUGCAAAUUUAAAAUAAUUCCUAAAACAAGGAAUUCUGUAGUUCUGUGAAAAAAAUUUUUUUCUUCAGAAUAUUAAUAUUUUGAUGCAUGUGUAUCACCUUAUUUUGAUUAAAUCUUUUCCAAUUUUGCAAACACUACAGUAUACUGCAACACAGAAGAUUUUAUCUGUAAACACAAAGCCCUUCAUCUAAUAUUUGUUGCUCUUGCCAAUUUUUCAAUGAAAUGACCUGAAAAGAAAAAAAAAUUAACUUAUAUACAGUAGUUGCUUUGCGGGAGGGGGGUGCUCUCAGUGCUUACAAGGGGGUAAUGCUUGCCGCUUUAGAGUGGAUGGUGCUCAAAAGGCCUCAGUCUGGGGUAUUUAAAAUGAACUGGAAAGAAAUCCUUAGCUCGUAGAAAGGCAGCACGCUGUAAAAUUAUUACUGUAUCGUGUACUGGCUAUAAGAUGUAGACACCUUUCAGUAAGCCAAUCAUUUGUAACCAUUCUAGCAGUGUCAUAUUAGGUUAAUAAGGCUGCUGUAUUUAAAAGGGCAUUUUUAUUUGGGUUUUGGUGAAAUUCUAUACUUUGUUGAUUACAUUCAUAUAAAAAAAAUCAGCAUUCAUUGACACAUCGCUCUAAUGACAUAUGAAAAAUCAUACACUGGAUGACAUAGUCAAUUAUUUAAGCAUAAAAUAAAUUGCGUUAAACUCUUCACCUA
Molecule: messenger RNA, 14238 nt
Organism: Erinaceus europaeus (western European hedgehog)
Lineage: Eukaryota; Metazoa; Chordata; Mammalia; Eulipotyphla; Erinaceidae
Gene: ANK3
Product: ankyrin 3
Exons: 37
Coding region: 724-12801 (4025 amino acids)
Biological process (GO): signal transduction
Molecular function (GO): protein binding
Source: RefSeq, a predicted model, not a curated record